Molecule: messenger RNA, 639 nt
Organism: Paramacrobiotus metropolitanus
Lineage: Eukaryota; Metazoa; Tardigrada; Eutardigrada; Parachela; Macrobiotidae
Exons: 2
Coding region: 15-455 (146 amino acids)
Source: RefSeq, a predicted model, not a curated record
AAAAAAAUCCAUAGAUGCUGUUAUUUGUCUUUUUCGUGUGCUUAAUAUUACCAACAGUAAUAUCAACCGAGAACCGUGAAAUUUAUGGCGAUGACGGCAGUCCGGUUUUGCGGUCAGAAGAACUGUCGUCCUGGCCGAAAGGCACACCGAGUCCGCAUGACGACGACGAAGAAGAAGGAGAGGAAGCGAGCGAAGAGGUCGUCGUGGAGAACGAUGAGGACGAGCACAACGCAUCCCCGCCCGAACUCCGGGGAAAAGCGCGCGGGCUUAUUGUGGAGAGCAACAAAGACGCGUCAUAUCUGGUUUGGAGCGUUUGGGGCCCGUGGAGUCGUUGUUCGAAGAGUUGCGGGUAUGGUUUGCGUCGGCGGGUGCGCAAGUGCGUUAAUGGGCUGUGCAAGGAAGGAUACAAGACGGAUCAGGUGGAACGCUGCUUUACCGCCAAAUGCCUGCAUUAAAGAUUCCCGUACACUGUACUUCAAACGUUCCAUUUAAUAGGAAUAUGUGAAUUGUAAAUUGAUCGAUUCCGUCAACAGCCAACUACUGAUCGAUGUCAUGCGGAAAAUAUAUUGAUAGACCGAAAUUGCACUGUCAGCAUAAUUAAUUUUCCAAGCCAUUCUGUUGUUGGCUUGUAGCUCCCGA